AGACGCUCUGAUGACGUCAGAGAGUGGUGCAGGAAGAUGGGGGACGUGAGAGACCGAAGAUACCGAGACCGCAAAGGCCGUGAAACGGAAUAGUGGUUAAGGAUAUGUCAACAGCGGACGGCGAGUGCUGCGUAUGAUGAGAGACAGUCCCAGCCAGUGUGUUGGUACACGGCCUGAUCAGACAGCAUGGGGCUCAGGCUCAGUGGCAAGGGCCAACAGAGCCCCAGGAUGGUGAUCUUUGCAGCCAUCUUCAUCCUGAUGACACUCCUUAUCCUGUACGGCUCCAAUAAUGUCAACGAUUCCAUCUACACUCCCAUGCAUGUGGCAACAAGUCACACUCUCAAGACCACAGACUUGAAGAAGUGGGCUGGGAAAGACGGUUAUGUGCCAUUUCACGGGAACAAGAGUAUGACCAUGCACUGUCACAACUGCGCGCUGGUGACGAGUUCCAGCCACGUCCUGGGGAGUCAAGCGGGAGAAGAGAUCGACCGCACCGAGUGUGUGAUUCGUAUGAACGACGCCCCCACGUUGGGGUAUGAGACUGACGUAGGUUCCCGGACGUCUCUGAGGGUCGUGGCCCACUCCAGCGUGUUCAGGGUGGUGCGAAGACCGAACGAUUUCUUACACCGCAUGGACAGCAACCCUGUGAUCAUCUUCUGGGGACCCCCAAACAAAAUUGGGAGGGAUGCCAAAGGAACUUUGUACAGACUGAUCCAGAGAGUCAGCAUGACCUACAGUAACGUGUCUUGUUUCAGUAUUGCACCAAGCAAAAUGCGCAAAUUUGACGCCCUCUUUCACAGGGAGACAGGACGAGACAGACAAAAAUCUCACUCAUGGUUGAGCACAGGCUGGUUCACGAUGGUCACAGCCAUUGAGAUAUGUGAUAAUAUUAAAGUAUAUGGGAUGGUCCCACCAAAUCACUGCAGUCCUUUUUCUAGAAGGAAACCUGGAUCCAAGAAGAUGCCAUACCACUAUUACAAACCCAGGGGACCUGAUGAAUGUGUAACAUACCUACAGAACGAGAGCGGGAGAAGAGGAAACCACCAUCGCUUUAUUACAGAGAAACAGGUGUUUGCACGCUGGGCGAAGCAGUACAACAUCACCUUCGCUCAUCCGAAAUGGUGAAAAAAAACUGAAAACCACAAACAGACCUCUCUGCACUCGCAGAAGCCUGGACGAUCACUCUGGGCUGGAUUUCAUUGUUAACUGAGCCUUCUAAUUCCCACAUGAUGAAUUAUAACUUUUUGGAAAAAAAAACACUAUUAUUGGAGCAAAUAACUGAGGAGAUGUAUGGGAAUGUUUUCUGAUCCAGAAGAAUGCAAAAACUCAUUUUUGAGAGCUUUCUGAAAUAGUCUGCGAAUCUUCCACGUCGAUACGUGGCAGCUGCCUGGCAAGUCGUUUUGUAAAUAGAAAAGAAAAUGAGUUUAAAGAUGAAUUUUUACAUGUUUAUAAUAUUUUUGUUAUUAUGUAUUGAAAAUGCACUUCUGUUUCCCAUGCUGAGGGGGAUAUAUCAGCAAGCAUUAUAAUUAGAUAUGUGACAAAGUGGCCUACAAAAUACACACUAGACAGUAUAGCUCUCAUUUGUCCAUUAUAGAGAUUAUACUCUGUAGUAAUUUCAUUGAUAUUCAGCAGAUUACGAAUUCAAUCUAUAUAGGAGCUUUAUAAUACAGUAUGUAAGCAACAUGGCUGGGUACAGGUUUUUUUUUUUUUUUUAACAAUAGCAGUUCCUGAAUUGAUACCAAAACAAUACUUUCUUGACAUCUUCUCUCGAGGAAUAUAAACGUUUCUUCUUAGACUUCAUUUUUAAAAAAAAAGCCAAACAAAUAAUUGUUUAAUUUCUUAAAACAUAGCAUCUUUACAAUAACAAAAUAAAAGUCUAAAUUGGCAUAAUUGUGAUUAAAAUGAGAGAAUACAGCAAAACACGACCAUUAAUAUGACCAAGGAUUCCCAUCUUAUGAUACUUCACUGUUUUUUCAUACUUGGUGCUACAGAAACAUUUUGAUCAAGACUCAAAAAGUAUUACUGAUUAAAACCCAGCCCAUGAAGAUGAAGAACAUAGGGACCUUAUGACAAACCAUUACAUCACUGUUUAUGCACCAGUUAUUAUUGUAGAGAAACACAUUGUAAUUUUCUGUUGAUCUCAGCCUUAGAUGUUGAUUUUAAUGCUUUUGAGAAAAUUAGACUAUAAACAUAAAACUGUUGCCUCAUAACUUAAACCUUUUUACCUCAAUGGCAUUCCAGCGCAUGCAGCUUCAGUUCAAAUGCAUCAUGGUCGUGUUACGUAUCAGUAUGUUGCUCUUAGGACUGCACGAUUAAACUAAAAUUGCAAUUUUACUGUACAAACCUGAUGAAGAGAAGGGUGCGAUCUCUUCAACUCUGUUGCCUUGUGCAAGUAAUUAGUUUGUUUUCUUAGAUAUGUCCACAUGCAGGAGAGGCUCCUCUCACAAUGCAAGAAAUGUGCUUGAUUCUUUGAGAUCAGAAGACUUUUUUUGUUUACCUUUCAAUCUAUCGGCCAGUAAUGAACAGAAAAGAUAUACAUGAAGUGCAUUGACUGUUGUGAUACUUUAUCCACAUUAAAUUGCCUGCUAAAUUUAUUGAGAUAUUAGCCUGAAAAAAAAAAAAAAAAAGAUUUCUUAGUUUUAUAUGAUGCAAAAUUUUUGAAGAACUAUGAACUGAGUACAUACAACAGUUUCUAAUAUUUUGUCCACCCAAUUUAUUUGAAGGAGGGUGCACUAAGUAUUAGAAACACCUGUGUAUUUAACACAAUAAAACUGAACAGCACCACAAACUACAGCCUCCAACUUGACCAAAAAAGAUGAAUCAACACCUCUGUGAAACCGUUUCAACAAAAACAGCAGCAUUAUAACACUCAUGAAGGGAGGAUUUAUUGCAUCAUUUUUAUUAGGCUGCAUUGGUUUUAGCUGGAAGAGCUGGCAUUAAAAUGAAAUCUGUCUGUCUUGCGUAACUAAAAACUGAAAUUCUAAUGACGGGUAGAUGCAUGCAGCAUGUCACUGUAACUGGAAUGUGAUUGCAUCUGGAAGACAAUCAGAGCUGUGGUCUUGGACAAACUUCCAAGUUUCAGAUGUUACUAAAAAGCAGAUGGACCAUUGCUUCUGAAGUAGUAUAAACACGUUUGACCUGUUUGCUCAGUGACAUGAAGCCAACUCUGGUGUUCACUGAUCAAAGUUUAACUAAGAAGUUCAGUGCCAUUUGUUUGUCCAUGUUUUGCUGGUCUCAACACUGGUUUUCCUGAAAUGUUCUGUACUGGUUAAAAUCAAUUAUAUGCUGUUGAAAAAAAAUACAACAAGUACAAACUUGGGGAUAGUA
Lates calcarifer (barramundi perch) is the source of this 3327-nucleotide messenger RNA. It is a transcript of the gene st6galnac6, whose product is annotated as ST6 (alpha-N-acetyl-neuraminyl-2,3-beta-galactosyl-1,3)-N-acetylgalactosaminide alpha-2,6-sialyltransferase 6. Gene Ontology annotation, biological process: ganglioside biosynthetic process; oligosaccharide metabolic process. Lineage: Eukaryota; Metazoa; Chordata; Actinopteri; Centropomidae. Gene Ontology annotation, molecular function: alpha-N-acetylgalactosaminide alpha-2,6-sialyltransferase activity. Bases 187 to 1125 code for a protein of 312 amino acids. The transcript has 7 exons. The record is from RefSeq and is a predicted model, not a curated record.